UGAAGACUAGACAGUGAGAACAACAAAACCACCAAUCCCAUUGCACCUAAACAACCACAUCAGGGUGGUAUCCAUUAGGGCACAACGUAGCAAAACAAUUUGCAAUGGAAAAUGUUCAGCUACAAAAGCAAGCGUUUCUUAUUGGACAAAUUCAGGUAUUUCUGACUGCAGACACACCGGUUUUGGACAACCCCGGUGGCGUCACCUUUACUUCAACUGACGCCGGAGUGUCGUUUAAGUCUGUCCAUCUGCCUUUUCACCCGGCCCAGCCAAUCACCUUCCACUUCUUGAAUCCCGAGUACUUAGUGGUCAUCAGCAUAGAUGGCGGCCUGUGGCUUUCUCUGGACUUUGGGGCUGUGUGGAAAAAGGUUCACGAAGGAACACAAUCUUUCACGUGUGGAGGCAGACAGAAGAGGAGAGCUGUUCCUAAAGAGGACAGAAGACCUGGGGAAGACGUUCACCACCGUGGCACACAGCAUCUUCUCCUUCGGCUAUGUAGGAGGCUUCCUCUUCACCUCAGUCAUAGAGACACUGGUGAGACACACACACUGAUGCAACCACACACACACACACACACACACACACUGAUGCAACCACACACAGGGGUUUUAUCUGAGUGGGGGAAGGUUUGAGGUAGACAGACACAUUGAUAGACUAGAAUAACAGCUGACACCGAUCUGGGCAUCAGGGUACACACACACACACGCAAGCUUGCAUACUUAUGCAAGCAAGCGUACACAUACAAACACACACGGGUAUCAAAAUAUCAAAUACAAUUUUAUUUGUCACAUACACAUGGUUAGCAGAUGUUAAUGCGAGUGUAGCGAAAUGCUUGUGCUUCUAGUUCCGACAAUGCAGUAAUAACCAACAAGUAAUCUAACUAACAAUUCCUAAACUAUCAAAAUAUCAGCUGACAUAUACAAUCAUUUACACUCUGUGUUAUUUACACUCACUCUGUGUGACAAUACAGAGGCGGAUGCAAGAUGCAAGCAACGAUGGUUUAAUGAAUACAGUUUACAGCGGCAACAGGACAGACAGACUAUACUCAGACGGAAUCCGACCCAGGGACUCGGGCGCAUCUUCCGAUGAUAACGUGCUGAGAGAUCCAGGGGAGUGUGUCCGGAUGGGGUAGGAAGGAGCACAGCAGAUAAUCCACACAAGGGCGGCGAGAGAAGCGCACGGACACACGACACAACCUCAGGGAAGAAACAACGAUCUGACAACAAGCAACACUGGUUACAGAACAUAUAAAGGGAAGAUAAGUGGUUCCAGCUGGCGCAGACAAUCAGGCCGAGAUUGGGAACCACGCCCACACAAACACGGGAGAGAGAGAGAGAGAGAGAGAGAGAGAGAGAGAGAGAGAGAGAGAGAGAGAGAGAGAGAGAGAGAGAGAGAGAGAGAGAGAGAAAGAGAUAGGCAGUGGAUUCAUGAACCGUGACACUCUGCCUUUCAUUGGUCCAGUCAGUCAACAGUCGUAAACCACAUUGUGGUUCUUGCUUGGUUAGAUCUGUAUUGUGACUAAGUGAUUCUCUCCCAGGGAGCCUUGGUUAGAUCUGUGUUGUGACUAAUUGAUUCUCUCCUAGGGAGCUCCACGUGUCAUCUAUGUGUCCUCAGACCAAGGGGACCACUUCAACAAAGCCCAGCUCCCCUCUGCCUCCACUGAGCAGUUCUACUCGGUUCUGGAUGGGGAUGAGGACAUGAUCUUCAUGCAUGUGGACAAUCCAGGAGAGGAGAGCUACUUUGGGACGGUGUACACAUCAGAUGACCGGGGCAUCCUGUACUCUAAGUGUCUAGAGCGCCACCUGUUUGGUGGGGAAGGGAAGAGCGACUUCACCAACGUCACCUCCAUGAGAGGAGUGUACCUCACCAACAUACUGGAGGAGGACUGCUGCAUUCGGACAGUCAUUUCGUUUAACCGAGGGGGACAGUGGACACUCCUCAACAAGCCCCAGAAUGUUGAGUGUGGUGAGGAUUCAAGAAAUGAUUGUAACUUGCACAUCCACGGUGAGCACAGUCGCUACAACGGCAUCACUCCAAUACUGCCUCUCUCUGACCCCACGGCUGUUGGCCUUGUCAUCGCCCAUGGCAGUGUGGGGGACUCCAUCUCGUCAACACGUCCUGACGUGUAUGUGUCAGAGGACGGGGGGUACAAGUGGAGGGGUUCCCUGAGGGGCCCUCAUCACUACAGCAUCCUGGACGCUGGGGGGCUCGUCGUGGCUGUGGAGGCCCACCCCAUGGACGGCCAAAUCAACACCAUCAAGUUCUCCACAGAUGAAGGCCAGUGUUGGAAGGUGUACAACUUUACAGAGCAGCCCAUCUUCUUCGCUGGCCUGACAUCCGAGCCGGGCACCAAGACCAUGAACAUCAGCGUGUGGGGCUACCGGCGUGAGGACGACCACCAGCCCAUGUGGGUGGUGGUCACCAUUGACUUCCAGAGUCUCCUCACCAGAGAGUGUGGUAACCAGGACUAUGUUCAGUGGUUGGCCCAUGCCACAGAGGGCGGGGACUUGGCCACAGAGGGGUGUGUCUUGGGCUACAAGGAGACCUUCAGGAGGCUGAGGAAGCUGUCCGUCUGCAGGAAUGGAUGGGACUACGUGGUGAGCAGGCAGAAAAGCCCCUGCCCCUGCACCAGAGAGGACUACCUAUGUGACUAUGGUUACUAUCGUCAUGAGAACAGCUCAGAGUGUAUGAGACAACUGGACACUGCAGACCACGCCCUAGAGGUGUGUCUAAAUGGAGAGGAGGAGGAGUUUAGGACGUCGGGGUACCGUAAGGUUCCCAGUGAUAAGUGUGAGGGAGGUUUCACUCCCCUGCGCAUAAAGGAGACAGUCAACAGGCAUUGUGGGAACUCCAGUCAGCCCCCCACUGCCAGCCCAUAUUCUGAAACCCCGAGAGAGAAGAUGCUGUUGAUCGUAGUUUGUGUUGGAUCAGGGAUUGUCAUUCUGGUGGCUGUUGCCGCUGCUGUCUAUACUGUAAGGAGAAUGGGCUAUGGAAAUAGGGCGCCAACGUAUCGCUUCUCUGUCCUGCAGAUUCGGGACGACGACUGCUCCAUUGCCGCCGACCCAGAGUGUCGCCAGUAGCAACGGAACAUCAGUCUUCCCAGUGGAUUCAGAUGAUGAUCUUAUUGAAUGAACAACAUGAGAUUAAAUAUCUUGACGAGGAUCUCCAGAUUUUGACCAUUUGGAUGUAUGACAUUCCACUUGUUGUAUUACGUACCUGUUGCAUCUCAAUGGAAAGAUGUCUAGGGUUUGUGAGGAACAAAUUGCAGAUGUCAUGUAGAUGGUUUGCAGAUGUCCCAAGCUAUUUAUUGAGCGAAGAACACUUCCCACUGGACACUGGUUGAACCAACGUAGAAUAGACGUUGAAUUGAGUUUACUUCAAGUUUCACUGCUCUGUUUUUAAGUAUUUGAUGAAUUAACAGUUUGUCUCUGUCUGAUGAUAUUAUUUAUGCGUGGAACACUUUCUUCAACUUGCACAAUUUUGUAUGGCGCUUGCAACGCAAUUGAUAGUGGGUUCGAUUCCCGGGACCACCCUUGUGUAAAAUGUAUGCACGCAUGACUGUAAAUCGAUUUGGAUAAAAGCGUCUGCUAAAUGGCAUAUAUUUAUUAUUAUUACCACUGUUCACUAGUCUGUAUUUUGAUGAGGCCCUGAAUAAUGUGCAUUCCUAAUAAAUCAAUACAGUAAUGUUAGAAUAGCGAUGUAAUGGAAAUAAAGUGCCUG
Messenger RNA from Oncorhynchus masou masou (cherry salmon), 3720 nucleotides. Its product is annotated as sortilin-like. The transcript has 16 exons. The coding region runs from base 1698 to 3080 and encodes 460 amino acids. Gene Ontology annotation, biological process: vesicle organization; endocytosis; Golgi to endosome transport. The record is from RefSeq and is a predicted model, not a curated record. Lineage: Eukaryota; Metazoa; Chordata; Actinopteri; Salmoniformes; Salmonidae. Gene Ontology annotation, cellular component: membrane; Golgi apparatus.